AUGUCUUUUCGACUUUCUACUGGAUCCAGGCGGAUCUGCUCCCGAGCUGGCUCUGUUAGGCUCUCAGGUGGAGGACCAGGCUUUGCAAGUGGAAAUGUGUGUGGUGGGAUUUCUCUUGGGGGCAUUUCUUCUGGAGGAGGCUUCUGUAAUGGUGGUGCAGGGUUGGGAAGCGGGGGCUACACUGGGAUUCUUGGAAAUGAGCAUGGCCUCCUCUCUGGAAAUGAAAAGGUAACCAUGCAGAACCUCAACGACCGCCUGGCGUCCUACCUGGACCAUGUGCGAGCUCUGGAGGAAGCAAAUGCUGAUCUAGAGAAGAAGAUCAAGGAUUGGUAUGAGAAAUAUGGUCCUGGAGCUUGCCGGGGACUUGACCAUGACUAUGGCAGAUAUUUCUCAGUCAUUGAAGAUCUUAAAGGGCAGAUUAUUUCUAUGACUACUUGCAACGCUCGUGUUGUUCUGCAGAAUGACAACGCCAGACUGACCGCUGACGACUUCAGGCUGAAGUAUGAGAAUGAGCUGGCUCUACACCAGAGCGUUGAAGCUGACAUCAACGGUCUUCGCAGAGUGCUGGAUGAGCUGACCCUUUGUACAACAGACCUGGAAAUACAGUGUGAAACACUCAGCGAGGAAUUAGCAUUCCUCAAAAACAACCAUGAGGAGGAAAUGAAAGUCCUUCAGUGUACAGCAGGAGGGAACGUGAACGUGGAGAUGAAUGCAGCCCCAGGAGUGGAUCUGACUGUCCUAUUGGACAAUAUGAGGGCCGAGUAUGAGGACUUGGCUGAGCAGAACCGCAAAGACGCCGAAGUCUGGUUUAAUGAGAAGAGUGCAUUCCUGCAACAACAGAUUUCUGAUGACCAGGGAGCCGUCACAGCAGCAAGAAACGAGCUGACAGAACUGAAACGCAAUCUCCAAACUCUGGAAAUAGAGCUUCAGUCCCUCAUGGCUGUGAAACAUUCUUACGAAUGCUCCUUGGCCGAGACUGAAGGAAAUUACUGCGUUCAACUUCAGCAAAUCCAGGAUCAGAUCGGGCCACUGGAAGAGCAAAUGCAACAGAUUCGAACAGAAAUAGAAGGCCAGAAGCUGGAGCAUGAGCAGCUUCUAGAUAUCAAAAUUGUCUUAGAAAAAGAAAUCGAAACUUACUGCAGCUUAAUAGAUGGAGAAGAAAGAGAAGGCAAAUCCACACGUUACAAAUCAAUAGGAUGUGUGCCUGUAAACCCUGGCAAUCAAGUGAAAGACUCAACAGAAGAAAUUGUUGUCAAAACAGUGCUUGAAGAACUAGAUCAACUUGGUAAUGUCCUUUCAGUAAGGGUCCACUCAGUUGAAGAAAAAUCCUCGAAAAUGAGCAACAUUACAAUGGAGCAACGAGUACCAUCUAAAACACCGUAA
Messenger RNA from Chrysochloris asiatica (Cape golden mole), 1383 nucleotides. It is a transcript of the gene KRT26, whose product is annotated as keratin 26. The transcript has 8 exons. The coding region runs from base 1 to 1383 and encodes 460 amino acids. The record is from RefSeq and is a predicted model, not a curated record. Lineage: Eukaryota; Metazoa; Chordata; Mammalia; Afrosoricida; Chrysochloridae. Gene Ontology annotation, molecular function: structural molecule activity.